AGAAGGUGGAAUUGUCUCACCCUAAUUUUAAGUUUAUAUUUAUAGCCUUUAGUAUUUAAUUUAGGAAACUUUAACGGCCAAUUAUCCUACUAAAUAUAGAUCGAUCAAGUACCUGCCCGUUGUACCUGUCUGCCUUACCCUGCGAUUAACUUGUACAGGAUCCAGUACCGUAGAUCCCGCAGAAUCAUGAGGAUCUGGGCGUGGGGCGCAAAUAGCAAUGCUCAACUCGGUUUAGGAUUUGACUCCGAGCAAGAAUCAGUCCCCACAGAGGUCAAAUUCGCCCUCUCUCAAUAUCAUAAUGAGCUCUUGAGAAAUGGCGUGCUGAAUUUAAGUCCGAGAGCGAUAUGUGGAGGAGCUUAUCACACCCUUUGUCUCGUCAUCGUUAGUCAAGCUAAAGAUUCGGAGACGGAGACGGAGGCGGAACCAGAGUCACAGGAAAAUGCGUUGGAGGAUUCACCACCACCACCACCACAAGGAGGAACUUAUCCUUUGGAAAUUAUCAAAGUUUCUGACACCUUUGAAAUCCUAUGCUUUCCUCUGGUUGAGGACCAACAGGAACAUAUCGCUGCGGGAUUCAACACCAAUUUCUACCUUUUUCGAGACGGGGAAAUGAAAUCAUUCGGGGACAACAAUUACAACCAAUUAGGGCGAAAAAUUAGCGCAGAAGAGAUCAAACAACAGGAAAAGAAGGGAAGAGUUAAGAAGCCAAAUUAUACUGAAUUAUGGGGUCGGCUUAAUUAUGAAGAAUAUGCCUCACUCAACUUAGAGCUUCCAUUUUUUGCAACAAUUUCCGUUGGUUUGAGACAUGUUGCAGCCAUUAGUUUAGGCAAAGAUGUAUAUAUCUGGGGCGAUAAUUCCAAAAAGCAAACCGGAAUUUAUCGCGUCACACCCGCAGGAUUGGAAGAAUAUCCCACUCGAGUCGAAAUACCAACAAAAAUUCAAUUUCCGCCCGGUUUCUACUUCACCCACGUCGCUUGUGGGAAGGACUUUACAAUCGUCGUGCACGAAUCUGGAUGUCUCUUUGGUUGUGGGCAAAACAAAUAUGGAGUUCUUCUGCAUGCCCCACAGGAUAUUAAAGAAUUUGGAAAAUUCUCGCAUAUCUUUGACCGAUUAGUAGCAGAUCCAGACAUUGACAUUAGUGAUAUUCAGUGUGGGUGGCGACACGUCGUGGUGCUAUUUACCGAUGGGAAAGUAAUAUCUUGGGGGAGGAACAACUUUGGUCAACUGGGACGACCAAGCAUCAAUCCAGAUUUUGAUGUUGAGCCAGGUUUCGUUAAUUUUCCUGAGAGGGUUAUCUCCAUCAAGUGCGGAAGUGAGCAUAACCUUGCUCUUACAAUCACUGGAAAGGUCUACGCGUGGGGUUGGAAUGAACAUGACAACUGUGGCGUCAAGAUUUCUUCUAAACGAGCAGAAGAAGUAGAGGAACCACAAACAAUGGAAACUUCUGGACGUGUUGGAGUCAAAGUUGAAGAAAAAGCAGCACAUUCCUCGUCAUCAUCUUCGUUUGCUCCACUUCCGAAGAAAAAGGACUGCAUUUUAGUUCCUACUUUGGUCCAAUUUCCAGAGAAUGUUCCCAUUUCAGUGAUUGGUUGUGGGUCGGGGAGCUCGUUUGCUAUUUCUUUGUAAACUCAUACUUGUCAAUUUUUGUUGCCAUGUCAUUGGUCAUACGUUCUUGCUAUUUUUUGAGACUUUCUAUUUUUCUAAGCAUGCAUAAAAUACUAUUUUUGA
Molecule: messenger RNA, 1728 nt
Organism: Folsomia candida
Lineage: Eukaryota; Metazoa; Arthropoda; Collembola; Entomobryomorpha; Isotomidae
Product: secretion-regulating guanine nucleotide exchange factor
Exons: 2
Coding region: 187-1626 (479 amino acids)
Source: RefSeq, a predicted model, not a curated record